Molecule: messenger RNA, 816 nt
Organism: Trypanosoma brucei brucei TREU927
Lineage: Eukaryota; Euglenozoa; Kinetoplastea; Trypanosomatida; Trypanosomatidae
Exons: 1
Coding region: 1-816 (271 amino acids)
Source: RefSeq, a predicted model, not a curated record
AUGAAGGGUCUGCGGUUAUUUUUUACACGCCCAGUGUUUGUAGCGUCUGCUAUUCCUUAUUUAACUUCAGUGAGGCGAGUUUCCCAGCAGCGGGAUGUAACGCCGUGCGGAAACCAAUCUGGUAGGGAUCUGCAUUCACCCGAUGUGGUUGUGCAUGAUCAGCAGUCUUCCUUCACUGAAGAUACGUUUGCCUCCGAUUUUGACGAAUUAGAGGCUGCAUCACAGGAGAUACAUGACCUGUGCUUUGCUAUGAUAAACUACUUACAGAAAACGGACCCUGAUGGGACGAGCUGCUUGUUUCAAAAACGCUGCGCUCGCGGCUUCCGUGAGACCGUCCCGGAGAACAAACGUCGGCUUCUUCAUGAGCGGGGGUCGAAAAUUCUUCGGCGAAGGAACUGUUAUAGAACAAAGGAGGAGUAUGAGGAGGCAACACAGCUGUUUCUCCAAUUCGGUGAGAAACUCUUGUUACUUCUCACUAAACCUGUUGUUCAAAGGAUCAUCGAAUCAGCGGGAAAAGUCUAUCGAGAUCAUCGGCGUGAUGGGGUUCACAGAUACCGAAAACCAGUGGAGCGGGGGAGUUGGCGUGGGUUUCCUCAUAGAUGGUUUAAACAUGCACCAUUCGAAGUGCAACAACUUCGUGCCGACAUCCCUGAGGCGACUGUAGCGAACACGAGGGCCAUGCGUGAUUUGUCCACCGUUAACUCACUCUUCACGCUCAUGGAGCCGCAACACCCUUUCAGAGCAAAGCUGGAGAAUCAGCUAUUUGAAAUAACACAGGAGUACGAUGUCGUUCAUGCAGGAGGCAGAGGAGUGUAG